AUGUUUAGCCUCUACGUCAACGGCUUUGCUUUCUCAACCCUUGACGGGCGGGAGGCAUCGGUUUCUUUGUCGCCAUUUUCACUGAUCCGGAACUGCCGGUUUCAGUCUGGCGAGUGCUCGAGACUGAAGAGUUUCAAGGUGUCCUUGCAAGAGCCAGAUCCCUGCUGUUACUUCGCCGUGCGAAGCACGGAAGAGCGAGAGGCAGAGGAGGAGCGCUCUGAAUGGGUCUUGGGCUUGUCGCACACCAUCCUGCUCAUAAUUGAUUCGCUACUGCCCGUGGCGGAGUUGAGCUGCGAUGCCAUCGCGGGGUCUCCGCAAACACAGCGGCGACUUCUAGCAGGCUACCUGAUCCACAGGGACGACGCGGAAACCGUUUCGGUGGUGUACUGCGAGCUCCAAGCUCCCAUUGGACCGCGUGCGAGCCUCGUGAUGUACGAGAACGAGCUUUGCAAAGGCUCAAUCAUGGAAAUCGCGAUUUUCGAGACUUCAGUUUGCUGCGAUGUGGUGGGUAUCAACUGCAGCUGCUUCGUGGUGGAGGGUCACCAUUUCGCAUGCCAGAGCUCCUCUGAGCGGAAGUUGUGGCUCCGAGCGCUGAGCAACCUCAAGGUCAAACUUCAGAACAAGGCGCCAGAGCCUUCUGCAGAGGAGUUGCUGCACUUCCGAUCUGCUAUCCGUGAGAACAUUGUGACCUUGGAGGCCACUCAGGAGUCCAGGAUCUCAAGGAGCCCGCUCCUGAAAAUCCUGGACAAGCCAUCACGUGCGUUUCACUCCAGGGACAAGCUCCAAGCAAGCUUCAACGGUGAUGAAGACAUGCCAGAGGCCACUGGAGAGGAUGAGCUGUCUCAAAAGAAACCUGGCAACGGUCGGAGUCAACCUGUGAGUCUCUAA
Symbiodinium natans is the source of this 888-nucleotide messenger RNA. The record is from the annotation of a GenBank genome assembly. Lineage: Eukaryota; Dinophyceae; Suessiales; Symbiodiniaceae.